AUCUCUUCAGUGCGUGUUAAAAAUAGUGUUACAUGGGCAGGGGUGCAUGUGUGGGUGUCUGAUUUGACAGAUUUUUUGGUGGCAAGCCAGAUAGCAUUUAGAAUCUUACAGGGUGUUGGGUGUCUGACUUGAGUACUUGACAAAACAAAAAAAAAGAAGGGCCACAGGUAUCUGGAUAACAUUAUAAACUGGUCAUAUACCCUGUUAGCAUCUGACACCUAUUUUCAUUUAAUUUUAUGUUGUUCAAAGCCAUUUAUUUCAAAUGUUCCUUUUGAACACAAGGUUUCAAGUUUUCAUUGUAACUUAACACUGAUGUAGAAUAUACAAAUACACCCAUCCAUUUUUUAAAUAGACAUUAUAGUCUUACAUGGCUUUAACUGAAUCUGGAUGCACCGAUUUUUUUGAUUCUUCAUUAGUUACCAGAUAAAUUAUUUUGACCGAAUUACCUUCAAGUGUUAUUGGUAAUGAAUUUCAAAUUUAUUCUAUUGAAACCAGGGAUUCAUGGUUAUGUAGAAACAUGUAUUAUUUGUAAAGACAGUAUGUUAUUUGGUACAACCAAGAUUCUGGGCCAAGUUUUUUAUGUUUUAUGAGAUGCAGAAGAAGCUUGUGAAACUUUGUGUCUAUGUUUAAAGAAAACCUGUCUUUGUGAUAGAUUAUUUUGGGCUAUGGGGCAGUUUGCGUUUGCUUCGUGCUUUUCUUAUUUUAUUUAUUAAAACUAUAUGUGAAAAUUCAUCUGUGAGGAAAUACAUUACCCUGUUUGGCAAAUAAAAUUAUAAUAUAGCAAACUGUGCACUCCAAUGGCUGGCCCUAAAAUAUUAUUUUUCACUUCUGAACAACUAUAUUUUUACCUUUCGAUAACACUAUUUCAUCUUCUUUUAGAACAUCUAACCUCCAAUGAGUUAUGCCAUUGUCGUAGCUUAGAUGGAGUUCAUUUCAGCAGUUGUGAGUGGAUUGUUAUUGUUAUAAUAGGGUAACAUGAACCUCUAUGAUGUCCACUGAAACACAUGGUGUAAUUGUGUGAAGAAUAACAUCACGCAAGAAACUUGAGGUCCUUUGUGUUGGACACAAAACACGGUUUCGGGGCUAGAUCUUGAUUUCAUUAGCCUUGCCACAACUAAUCGCAGGUUGUGGAUACAUAUAAGGUAGCUUGCUUGGUCCUUAAGAAAGGAUUACAUCAUAUUUUAGAGAUGCUAAAGUAGAUGCUAAAAGAUAAGGUGCUGACACAACAACCACCAACUACUCCAUAUAGGGAUCCUAAGUAGAUAAGCACAAGACUUAUAGCUAUCAAUCCCCCCCCCCCCCUAAGUCUUGUGUGGCGCCUUCUGGGGAAUUUGAACCAUCCCAAUUCAGGCGUGAAGCUUCUGGAACUUGACCUGCCCAAGGCACUUGGUGAGAAGGUCAACGAGCUGGUCCUGAGUGUUGAUGUAGCCGGCCUUGAUGCUCCCCUCUUCCAAGUAGCUCCUGAUAAAGUGGUACUUGCUUGCUGCGCUCAUGGAAGAUGGGUUCCUUUGCCAAGGCCAAGGCGGACUUGCUGCCCACCAUGAGCUCCACUGCUUCUGCAUCUCUUCCUAGGAGAUCGCCUAGUAGCCGAGCCAACUAGAGAGCCUGAGUCGAAGCGGUAGUGGCAGCGAUGUACUUUGCCUCGCAACUAGACAGAGCCAUCACCUGCUGCUUGACCGACUGCCAGCUGAUCAGACACUUGUCGAGGAAGAACAGACGCUGCUAGUACUCUUGGUUGUGUCGAUGUCGCCGGCGAGGUCGCUGCCGUUGUAUCCGACGAAGUGCUCUGCGCCGGGGCACCUCGGGUAGUGCAAGUCGUAGUUGAUGGUGCCCUCGACGUAGCGCAGGAUCCUUUUGAUGGCCUACUCGUGCUCCGUUGUAGGCCACUGCAUGAACCAACUGGUGUAGCCAACGACGAACACCAGGUCCGGCCGCGUGUGAACGAGGUAGCGAAGGCUGCCCACAAUGUGCCGGUACCGUGUGUUGACCUCUUUCGUUGUGCUGUCGCGGCUCAGCUUCAACCUCUCCUCCAUGGGAGUGUGGGCUAGGUUGUAGCCGGUGAGCCCACCCAACUCGACUAUGUGCUUGGCGUAGAUGGCCUGGCGAAGGGAGAUGCCGGAGCUGUCUUGGUGGACCUCGAUCCCCAAGUAGGAGAGAAGGCCUAAGUCGCUCAUCUGGAAGGUCGCCUUCAUCUCCUCAUUGAACGCCUCCACCUCAGCCUGGUGCUGGUGAUCACCAAGUCGUCGACGUAGAUUCCUACUAGGUUGCAGCUGGUGAGCCCGCCCAACUCGACUAUGCGCUUGGUGUAGGCGGCCUGGCGAAGGGAGAUGCCGGAGCUGUGUUGGUGGACCUCAAUCCCCAAGUAGGAGAGAAGUCCUAAGUCGCUCAUCUGGAAGGUCGCCUUCAUCUCCUCCUUGAACGGCUCCCUCCUUGGUGUUGGCGAUCACCAAGUCGUCGACGUAGAUGCCUACCAAUAGGACAUUGGCUCUCUUGCCCGUCAGUAGACAACAACCCUGUGAGGACUCCGCUGGAACCCUAUUUGCUUGAGGGUGGAGUCUAGCUUGGCGUUCCAAGCUCGGGGUGCCUGCCGCAAGCCGUACCGGGCCUUGCGCAAGCGAAGAUCCUUGUUCUCCUUGCCGGGGGUGACGAAUCCCGGCGGUUGGUAGACGUAGACCUUCAGUCAACUUAACUUGUUUGCCUAAAUGGCCCUUUAGACUGUUAAAAGCCGUGUAAACGCUACACAGUGGUACACCAUACACCGUUUCCGUUUAAUCAUCCGUUUAGCUUGUUUUAAUUGGCUGUUUAGCCUGUUCAAUGCACUGUUUAGUCUGAAUAAUGGCUAAACAGCAGGUGACCCACCAUUUACUGUUUAACGUUUAGGAAAACAUUGUUGUUGAGGAAGGCAGACUUGACAUCCAUGUGGUGCACACGCAAUCCCUCCUAGGCCACCAGCCCGAGGAGACGAACGGACUCCAUCUACGCGACAGGCGUGAAGGCGUCAUCAAUGUCAACUCCUGCUGGACGAACCCUCGCGUCACCAAACACGCCUUGUGGUUGAUCACCGCCUUGGCCUCAUUCUUAUUGAGCUUGUAGACCCACUUAAGGGUGAUGGCUUGAUGGCCGGCAGGAAGAUCAGCUAGCUCCCACGAUAGAUUCUGCUCGUAUGCGUCCAUUUUUUGCUGCAUCGCGGCGAGCCAUGCCACGUCUCCCUCUGCCUCAACAAAGGAGCGGGGCUCGCCGUCCUCGUGCGCCAGGUGUAGCUCCGCCUCGAAGUCGUGCAUCAUUAGUCUAGGGAUGGGCUGAUCACCAAGGAUGUUAUCCAUGGUGCGGUAGCGCAGAGGCUCGUCGUCGUGGUACACAUUGAUGCGAUCCUCGUCAUUGGAUAGCGGAGUGGAGAACUCCACCGUGCGUUGCCCAUCACGGACCGAAGCUGCCACCUGCCGGUGCUGAUCCUGGAGGUGUGGGCGCCGAUGCGAGAGUGAGGAGCUGAUGUAGGAGAGUGAGGCACCGCUGGUGUAGAAGAGUGGGGCGUAGUCGAUAGUGGAGGACUCGCUGGUGGUGUAGGCGAUGGAGGACUCGCCGGAGCUGAUGGCAAGCCGGGUGCCGAGGUGGAUGAGCUCGGUGAAGAUGAGCUGCUAGCUCCCCGUCUCCCUUGAAGUAGACAUAGUCGACGACGAAGUCUGAGAGUCGAAGUCGAACCGUCGUCCACCGCCUUGUCCCAAGCCCAGCCUCAUCCUUCAUCGAACACAAUGUCCAGGGAGAUGUGGACGCACUAUGUCGUAGGGUCGAGGAUGCAGUAGGCCUUGAUACCCUCGAUGUAGUCGAUGAAGACCCCUUGGCAUGCUCUGGUCGUUGAGCUUGUCGACGUGGUUGAGCUCCUUGGUGAAGGCGAGACAGCCGAAGACGCAGAGGUGGCUCACCAUCGGCUUGCGCCCAUGCUAGGCCUUGUAUGGCGUCUUGCCAUCAAGGGCCUUGGUGGGCGAGCGGUUGAGGAGAUGGAUGGCAGUCAUCACCGCCUCUGCCCAGUAGAUUGUCGGCAUCCCUCUUUACUUGAGGGCGUGGAUAGUGGCCACCACCGUCUGGUUGCGGCACUCAAUGAUGUCGUGGGUCUCGAAUGCCGGAGUCGAGCUUGGAGAAGAACUUCCACCGCCCGGUCAUGUGGUGGGUGGUGCCGGUGUCGAGGUACCAGCCAUUGGUCUUGUCGUCGCUGGACCCAUUGCCGAGGAAGACGUGGGCCCGUGGCUCGUCGAGGUGGAGGAGUGCGACAGCGGCCGGCGCAGGAGGUAAGUGCAUCUCGAUGCUCCCGUGCAUGAAGAAGAAGAACAAAGCCACCUUGUCACCCUCCUGCGCUUGCGGACGUGUGCCUGACCGCCACGCUUUGCCUGCCGGCAGUCCUUGGCCUAGUGGCCCGCCCUGCUGCAGUUCUUGCUGGUGUUGUCAUGAGUGGCCUUGUGCUCGCCGUUGGUGUCAUUAGGAGUACCACCACCUGCCUUGUCCUGCUUGGACGGCUGCUGCUUGUGGCUGCUUGUUGAACCUGAAGCUGAAGAACCUGAGGCCUCCCCCUUCUUUCGCUCCUGCUAGACACUGCUCCUCAGUGAAGAGAAGCUUGCCACCUAUUUGUGACAGGCUUUGAGAGAGGUAGCUGCUCGUAGUUGUCGACGGCCUUGAGGCGACCUGUCACCUCCUUGAUCGUCAGCUCGGAGAAGUCCAGCAGCGUCUCGAUCGACAGAGCCACCCACGUGUACUUGGGGACGACACAGAGGAACUUCUCGAUAGCUUUCUCCUCGUCGAUGUUGUUGUCGUUGAUGUUUUUGUUUCACCGUACCACGCCAACUGCUGCAUCAAGGUGUUGAGGCGGAGAGCGAAGUCAACGAUGUCCUCGCCCGACUUGAAAGCCAGGUUCUCCCACUCCUGACGGCAUAGUUCUUACGGCGUAAAGGCGAGGCACGGCGAUGGGGGGGCGCCUGGACGCCUAGGCGCCCGCCUUGCCCGCCUAGGCGCCCAUUCUGCAAGGCGAUGGGGGAGCGCCUGGACGCCUAGGCGUCGCCUAGGCGACGCCUUGAGAACUAUGGCUGACGCAGCUUCUGAAGCGUGGACAUGCAGGCACGUCGAGCCCACCAGCGUUUCGUCCGUACGCGCGGUCGGUGCCGUCCAUGUCCGUACGCGCCCCUGCAUCCCGUGGCCACGCAUCGUCGAAGCUGCGCUCGUGCAGUCCGCCCAGAUGAUCCGCAUUGCGUCCGCCUCGAGCGUGGGCUCCGCGUGCGUCUCCGCGGCAGCCUCCGCAGCCUGCCUGGCUGUCUCCGUGGCCCGCUCGCCCGCGAGCUCGGCAACCAUGAGCCGCUCUGCUCAAGCGGCUACCUCCACCUGGUCUGCUGCCUCCCGCUGCUGCCUCUGUGCCGCAUGCAUCCGCCGCCUGCGCUGCUGUGCGCUCAUGCUCCACACGCGCUGCGGCGUGCCGGCGCCGUCCUGCAGAAGUCAAGCUCUCGACCGAGUGGGAGGAGUGAGAAUGGGAGUGGCUGGGCAUGGCGUUUCAUUGGGAUGCAGAAAAACUACAGGAAUCCGAGAUGGUCCCCAUGAACCAUUCAUCGCAGACUCAGUAGAUUUUGUUGUGGGUCAGGUGGAGACAUUGUCAAGAGAUGACCUUUCGUCAAGGUUGAUGUUAAAUGUUGAUGUUGCAUCCAUUGGUUCAUUAAUGUUGCCAGAUUCACUCAUCACUAUAAUGGAUACAAACGACUACUCUGCUGUUCCCCAGCAGUUGAAGGAACAGUUGAAUGAAAGGUACCCUGGUGCAAGGCGUGCUGUACUGAAGACUGGUGGUGAUUUCCCCUUCCUGUCACGUCCAGACGAGGUUAAUCUGUACCUUCAGCUACAUUUGAGGCGAGUUGGUGUAGAACCAAGGUCAGAGCUGGUCCAAGGCUUCACCCGAGAUGGCAGUGCUGGGAGUUCAAAGGAUCAGAGAGAUGGAGGGGACAGUUUUGGUAAUAGUGGUGAGGACAAUGGCCACCAUGGUUCAGGUGGCACUGAUCAUGACAGGCACCAUUGUGGAUCAGAAUCACACAAUUCUGAUGAGCCAAUACCAACAAGCACAAUGCUUGCCAAUACUGUACUAGAACUGGUAAUUUAGGAAAUCAUGGAAGCGUGUUUUGCAGCUAUAUUGGGGCCAUUGUUGCCGGUAGGAAAGGCAAAAGAGCACCUCAAAUGAUGGAAAGGCGCUUCUAUAUGUUUGUAUAAUAUAUGCUUGUCUUCUAUAUUUAGUUAUUUACCAAAUUUACUGUGUAUGUAGCCUGUAAAUUGCAUUCCAUAUGCCCGAGACAUGAUGUGAUUGUGCGGCUUUCUUGAAACAGAAUACCUCAUU
Messenger RNA from Sorghum bicolor (sorghum), 6355 nucleotides. RefSeq names its product maspardin. NCBI's taxonomy places the organism in Eukaryota, Viridiplantae, Streptophyta, Magnoliopsida, Poales, Poaceae. Bases 5069 to 6124 code for a protein of 351 amino acids. The transcript is spliced from 6 exons. The record is from RefSeq and is a predicted model, not a curated record.